Molecule: messenger RNA, 3015 nt
Organism: Dendronephthya gigantea
Lineage: Eukaryota; Metazoa; Cnidaria; Anthozoa; Malacalcyonacea; Nephtheidae
Product: histamine H2 receptor-like
Exons: 3
Coding region: 529-1743 (404 amino acids)
Biological process (GO): G protein-coupled receptor signaling pathway, coupled to cyclic nucleotide second messenger; chemical synaptic transmission
Cellular component (GO): dendrite; membrane
Molecular function (GO): neurotransmitter receptor activity; G protein-coupled serotonin receptor activity
Source: RefSeq, a predicted model, not a curated record
CGAGGACAAGGACAUUACCAAAACCUGCCAUCUUUACUGUCAGCACUUGGGCAAAUAUUUCAAGAAGAAUUUCAUUAAAUCUUGAUUUGUACACUCGCUUUCAUAUUUACACUCUCUCGUGUUGCGACAGUUACAUGUGGCUGUUGUUGUUUGCCGAGAAAAGGCGAGCGUUUUACCGCGGGAAUUUGGCUGGAAAAGAGCUUGUUGCCAGAGUGUUGACCAAAGCCGGGGAAAACAAACUGAUCAGGUUUCAUCCGACGCUGUGAUCACAUGCAGGGUUGCGAGUUUCCCUUGUCAACACCAACUAUAUACGUCGCGACCGGCUCGAAUAUAAACGAUAUAAUACCUUGCCUCGGAUAGUUUCACUGCAUCACGACCACUACGGCGAAUCUAGCACCGUCUGUUUCCAUUGCCCUACAGGAACGACACACAUUCUUCAGUCAGACGCCACCAAACCUCGUGGAAUUCUAGGGUUGAACGAGUCGAGAGAUCACCCCAACAGUAUCGCCGUCAUUCUCAACAACAGGCAUGAAUACGACAGCGAUGAAUCUCAGUACGCCAUCUGGCUAUGACACCAUGAACAACCCAGAUGGUUUUACAACGGGUGGCAUUAUGAAAGCAUUUUCUUUGGCGAUCUUGAUUUUCGCCUCCAUCAUCGGCAAUCUUGUCGUGUCCGUCAGCUUCAUGAUGUUCAGGAAUCUUCGAUCCAUGACGAAUUACUUUCUGGUCAGCCUAAGCGUCUCGGAUAUUCUCGUUGCAAUCCUGGUUAUACCUUUCUAUCUGGUAUACCAACUGUACCAGCCACGUCAGUUCUUUACGCCGGACAGGAUGGCGCUUCUAAAUUUCUGGAAGAUCAUGGAUUUCUUCCUCUGCCUGACAAGCGUGUGCACGUUGACUGCGAUUUCUGUGGAAAGAAACCUCGCGAUAUCUCAACCGUUUUAUUACACGAAGUUGAUAUCUCCGAUUCGCGUCUACGUGACCAUAGCCUUUCUCUGGAUGUUCGCCAUGACUGUCUCCGUUACAACCCGGCUCGAUCCUUUUGGAGAAAAAAGCAAUUUGAGUGUAUUCAUAGUGGUCACCGGGUACAUCUUGCCUCUGAUGAUUAUCCUGGUGAUGUAUGCACAAAUCUGGCUCGUUGCUCGUCGUCAAGCGAGGCGCCUACGUCAGGACGGGGCCCUAGCAACCGACUUCAAGGCAAUCAAGACGAUCGCGAUUGUCAUUGGAACUUUCUUCUUGUGUUACACACCGAAUAUGGUUCUUGUUAUCUGGUUUCAUUUUUCUCUGAAGCCGGCUCCAUCGCCCUAUUUUGUCACGACGGGAAAAUGGCUGAUUUACUUAAACAGUUGCGUUAAUCCUAUCAUAUAUUCGUGUUUUAACAAGACAUAUCGGAGAGGCUUUAAAAGACUCUUUCAAACGAUCCUGGCGAAACUGCGCGAGCUUCGAACGCGGGCAGGCGAUGAGCGUGCGCGCAAGAUGAGACAAAGUCGGCUGUCGCUGAACAUCACGAUGCGAAGUAGCGCGGGCUCGCUGCUAGAUGGUUCAAAACUGGUCACGGCGAGUUGUCAUCAACGGGACUCCCUCCAGUCGCGUGCAUCCACGCAGUCGUUCUCACUGAAUGCGGCAAACAGCGUGGACGUCUGUAACAACGAGCACAUCGCUAUUAAAACGUUCACCAACGGCGUGGGACACGCCAGCGAGCCUGUACGACCAGCGGAAAGCGCAGUCGAGAAUACACGGCAAUAAACCACCACGUCCUUUUGGUCGAGCAAUUACGACGCAACGCUCUCCCUUAGUUGCAGCAGACGCAUUGUUACGUUGUUAUGUUUUUUGGCUCUGGCAAGUUUGAAAUCCAAAACACACAAAGUCUGCAUGCACAAAAUGGACUGUCGUAUUUCGAGACCUGCCAUUUUCAAGUUGAUUUGAUGCCUAAACUCGCAAGAAAUGCGUGGGCAGCAGCAAGAUAUGGAUCAAACAUGCAGUCUAAAUUGUAUCCAUUAUAUGUAGUAGCGAUUUGGAACGAGAAGAUUUAGCAAGAACUUAGAACUUGAAUGCAGAACAUUAAAGCCCGUCAUCCACUAAGCGAAGAAUUUAUUCGCGCGACGCAAAGCGAUGUCUGAGAUCCGGUGAUGUGAUUGGUUUGCGAAAAAAAUUCGCCACGAAAAAGUAGAAACGCUUCCUAUUUUUUAUAUCUGUUCGCGCGAAUAAAUUCGCCUAGUGGAAAACGGGCUUAACAUAUUGUGAAUAUAUAGAUGUUGAGAUAUUGUGAAAAUGAAUCCGGUGUUGAUAUUUUUUACCAAAACAUCUCCUGAAGAUGAAAAAAACGGAAACGACUUUAUCGUUGGACAAAGACACGAGUCAUCAUCAACAUGGCUUUCGCUAAUCCCUUCGCUUUAAAUUUUCGCUCAAAUUAUGUAUAAACAUGUUUUUCCUGAGCAUUUGUAUCAUUAGUGAUGGCAGUUUGUUGCGAAUUUCAUUCCCGGAGCCGGUUGUAUGACACUUUCAACUACAUUUUGCGUAGUUAAGUCGUAUGUAACUUAGAAUUUCACGAUUGGUCAAUUUUGUCAUUAACUGAUAAACAAAAAAUCUGGGGCCGGAUAUACGAAGGCUGGAUAGCGCUAUCCACCGGAUAGUGAUUUUCUCAAUCGCUUUAAAAUCGUUGUUGUCGGGUAUAACUUUGGUUAAAUCUUAGUGUUUUUAAAUUCUCUUUAACAAGUGUUGGCUCCAAAGUUGUAAUUUUAUUGCUUUUCAAGCAAGCUGUCCGGCUUUCAUACAACCUACCCCAGCCCCAGGUGUAUAACCUUCACCAUACCAUCGCCCCGUCAGCCCGUCUUAUCGGUGAGAUAUCUAUGCACAUAGAUUAUAUACCAAGUACAAAUCUCAGGUAUAGAACUUUAUCAUGCAGGAAUGUACUUCCUUCCUAGCUAUAUUUCGACAGGAAUCAUCAAUGCAUGACUGCAAAGCCAAUUUAUCUGUAUAGUGCUGCUUUUGACUCAGUCUAAUCUAUUUUCACUCUUU